AUGUAUGGGAAUCAGUUAUUAGCAGCAGUGGGUCUCGAUGCUAACAAUAAUAUAUUUCCGGUAGCAUAUGCCGUUGUUGAAAAGGAAACCAAGGAGACAUGGUCAUGGUUUUUAAAACACUUGGCUGGUGACUUAGACAUUGACGAUCAAGAAAGCUGGACCUUUAUGUCUGACAAACAAAAAGGUCUUGUUGAAGCAUUUAAUGAGAUUUUGCCAUAUGUUGGUCAUAGAUUUUGUGUGAGACACCUCCAUAACAAUUUUAAGAAGGCUGGAUUUUUUGGUUUGUCCCUCAAGAUGGUAGUUUGGGCUGCUGCAAAGGCUACGACUGCGAAGUUCUUUAAAAUAUUUAUGGAGAAGAUGCAUGAAUUAGAUGCAGAAGCCGCUGCAUGGUUGAAUGAAAAACCACCCACUGAAUGGUCUAAAUCACAUUUCUCUUCAGGUGCUAGAUGUGAUGUUUUGUUGAAUAAUAUGUGUGAAUGUUUUAACAGUAUGAUUCUUGAUGCUCGAGACAAGCCUAUCAUAACUUUGUUGGAGAAGUUAAGAUAUCUUCUUAUGGAUAGAUUCCAAGCGAAUAGGGAUAAAGCGAAAAGAUGGAAUUCAAGUGAUAUUUGCCCUCGGAUUAAGGACAUAUUGCACAAGAAUGAAUCUGCGGUAGCUGCAUUUAUUCCAAUAAAAUCGAAUCAGUGGAAUUAUGAGAUUCUUGGAGCAUCGAUUGCCGACAAUUGGGCUGUGGACCUACAAAACAGAAACUGUAGUUGUAGAAAAUGGACUAUAACAGGAAUUCCUUGCAAACAUGCAAUAUUGGCUAUUUGGGCUAAAAAAGAUGAUGUUCUUGAUUAUGUUGAUGAUUGCUAUAAAGUUGACACAUAUAGAAGAAUUUAUGAAAAAACCAUCUUUCCGAUUAAUGGAUCACAAUUGUGGCCUAAAUCAAACAAGGUUCCUCCUUUGCCUCCGAUACUUGUAAGACAAAACAAGAGGGGAAGAGAUCAGAAAUUGAGGAGACGAGAACAAGAUGAAGCGGGAUCAAGUAGAACAAGAAUGAAGAAAAAGCAAAUAUUUGUUAAUUGUAGCUUCUGUCACAAGCCUGGGUAUAACAUAAGAACCUGUAAAUUAAAAAACUAUGUGCAGUCUGAAGUGGGUGUAUAUGAGACAGCUUUUUGGAUGCCACCUAAUUCAUCAGUUCCCGAAAAAUUAUCGUUUUAUAAUACAAAAAUAACUUAUGGUACACUUGCAGAAAGUAUUGCUUGUUUUGAGGACAUAUGGUGGUGCUGCUAUUUUUUGUUCAAUGAACAUAGUGCAACUGCCUUUUCUUUUUUUGUGAAAAGGACAGAUGCUGCUGCUGCAACAAUGGUUCUUAUGGUGAUUUGGUACUUUAAUCUAACAUAUGGACCAAUAGUUAUUAGGGAUGCUACUAAGUAUUUUUUUAUAGGAAGAAUUGUAGAGAUCAUUCAAAAAGAUUUAUUGGCUAGUGUAAGAUGUGUCCCUGGGAGUGCAGGGCAGAACUGGGAACUAGACACAUGA
This is a messenger RNA of Lycium barbarum (goji berry), 1521 nucleotides long. RefSeq lists its product as uncharacterized. Gene Ontology annotation, molecular function: zinc ion binding. Lineage: Eukaryota; Viridiplantae; Streptophyta; Magnoliopsida; Solanales; Solanaceae. Bases 1 to 1521 code for a protein of 506 amino acids. The transcript has 4 exons. The record is from RefSeq and is a predicted model, not a curated record.